Molecule: messenger RNA, 1140 nt
Organism: Gastrolobium bilobum
Lineage: Eukaryota; Viridiplantae; Streptophyta; Magnoliopsida; Fabales; Fabaceae
Product: GDSL esterase/lipase At3g27950-like
Exons: 5
Coding region: 1-1140 (379 amino acids)
Molecular function (GO): hydrolase activity, acting on ester bonds
Source: RefSeq, a predicted model, not a curated record
AUGGAUUUUAAGAGGGUAAGUUUCUUAGUUGGGUGUUUUGUUUUUGGUUUGGUGGGAUUAUUCACCGAAGUGAAGGGGGGAAAUGUUUUGCAUAAAUCUAAAUGCAACUACACAGCAAUUUACAACUUUGGGGACUCAAAUUCAGACACAGGAACCACGUCUGCAGCAUUUACGGAAAUUUAUCCUCCAAAUGGUGAAAACUUUCCUGGGAAUUUCCCUAAAAGGAAUUGUGAUGGCCGUCUUAUCAUAGAUUUCAUUGCUGAAGAAUUGGAGUUGCCAUACUUGAGUGCCUAUUUGGAUUCAAUUGGGUCAAGUUAUAACCAUGGAGCAAACUUUGCAAUGGGAGGUUCAUCCAUACGUCAGGGUGGCUUUAAUGAAGUCUUCCUUUCACUUCAAAUAUCUCAAUUCAGACAAUUCAAGUUCAGGACUAUGGCUCUCUAUAAUCAAAGCUCUAACAACUCAGCAGAUGCAUGUUUCAAAAGCAGGUUACCGAAGUCCAUGGACUUCUCCAAGGCACUUUACACCUUAGACAUUGGUCAGAACGAUCUAAGUUUUGGUUUCAUGAACUCAGAUCAACACCCAGUCAGAGCAUCAAUUCCUGAUAUAUUGACUAAAUUCUCCCAAGGAGUGCAAAAACUAUACAAUGAAGGUGCUAGACUCUUUUGGAUACAUAAUACAGGCCCAAUUGGAUGUUUUCCACGAACAAACCAGCAACACAAGCCGAAUCCUCAAGAAUUGGAUUCUGCUGGUUGUAGAAAAUCGGAGAAUGAGAUUACUCAGGAGUUUAACAAGCAGCUUAAGGACCUUGUGUUUCAGCUAAGGAAAGAGUUACCUACAGCAAAGUUUACCUAUGUUGAUGUCUACUCAGCCAAAUAUGAAUUAAUAAAAAAUGCAAGGAAUCAAGGUUUUGUUAAUCCAAAGAAAUUCUGCUGUGGCACAACCAAAAGUAUACGUGUUGAUUGUGGAAAAAAGAAAAUUAAGAAUGGAAAAGAAGAAUACAAUAAAUGUAAAACUCCAUGGAAGUACAUUAGCUGGGACGGGGUUCACUACUCUGAAGCAGCAAACCGGUGGCUUGCUACGCGCAUUCUAAAUGGCUCAUUCUCUGAUCCACCAGUUCCUAUAAGCAUGGCUUGUAAUUAA